Molecule: messenger RNA, 4377 nt
Organism: Coprinopsis cinerea okayama7#130
Lineage: Eukaryota; Fungi; Basidiomycota; Agaricomycetes; Agaricales; Psathyrellaceae
Exons: 12
Coding region: 247-4377 (1376 amino acids)
Biological process (GO): proteolysis
Molecular function (GO): cysteine-type peptidase activity
Source: RefSeq, a predicted model, not a curated record
CACACCCCUGCCCACAUUCUCUGACAUACGCCUCAAUUUCAACGUUUACGCGGCCUCUGUAUCAACUAGUUUAACUAUGGCCGCCGCUAGGCGCUCCCCAUUAGCACUUGUCCUGCUUCCUUUGGACCCAGAUCUGAGUAGAAGAGUACUUCACACAUUGUGGCUCAAUCAUCGGCCAAGCGGCCCUGUUCUUCUUUAUCCGCCACCACCACCACCUCCUGCAACGACGAGCUACUGAGGGGAGCGAUGCCCCGUCAGGAUCACCAACCCUUGAACCCAGCAAAACAGCAACGGCGCGACUUCCGCAGGGAUACCACAGGGCUUGGAACUUCCGCCUACAGUCCAGUCAAGAAACGAGAUGCGUACAAAACCCGCACCCGUGUCAGCUAUAUCGGACUAGACUCCGAGAUGACCUCCCUUAGUCGACGGAUAGAAACACUCAAGGCUCAAGCUCAACAACUGCGUAACACUCGCGCAUCCAACCUUCAAAGCGAGAACGAGGCCACCACCAGCUCCUAUGCGACACCUCACACGCCGGUCAGCACGACAGAAGUCCCAAUGGCGCUAGACCACAAGACUGGAGAUGCGGGUGACUGGGUCGACACUGACAUGGAAGACGAAGGAGAAUCAGACGCAGGGGAAGGAGAAGGAGCAGAGAUAGGCCGUGCAGAGGCGGAAGAUAAUGGCCAUGACUCAGAAGUCUUGGAUGUCACUGCAGUGUAUGACGAAGAAGACGACGACGAGGACGAUCUACCGGCGCGGUUACGGUCCUCGCUUCCGCUGUUCCAAACCCAAACGCUGUACGGACGAUGGAUAGCCCGGAUUCCACAACUUGUAUCCGUCUACCUCGAGUUCCUGGAAGAAACCACAGGGAAGGAACUACCGCCUGACCCCAGGAGUAUCAAGCGACGAUGCGACAAUCCCGAGUCCCACGUUUUCGAGAAGACUGUGAAUAACACGAUAUCUUUUACAUCUGAAGCCUUUCACGAAGUCUGCGCCGAGGGAUGCGAAUGUCACCAUCCAGUUGAAGCGCUCGUACGAUACGGCCUGUUCCCAACUGCCCCAACUCAACCUCGUAUGGCUAUCUAUAUGCCUCUAUUGGACCUUUAUAAUGCCAUUUUUGAGAAGACCUGUGAUGCCAUCUACGCCAUAUCUGGCGCCUUGCAAACUUACUACGAAAAAAGGGGAUUUGUCUUACUUAACCGGAAGAAGGAAUAUGCAAAAGACGGUCUUCGCAAGCCAUUUGGUCUGGCAGUGCAGUGGUACGAUCGACUUCUGGGCCAAGUACGCAUCCGUUUGGAGGCAGCGCUUAAGGAAGCCGACGAGGCGGCCUGCGAGUUCAAACUGAAGCAGCAGUCGUCAAAUUGUCCGCGAAGUAGCGACCAUGACGCCGACAUUGCGCAAGCGCUUCUAAACACCGCUAAUCCAUCCGCUAAUGGCGCAGCAUCCCCAUCGACCUCAGCGCCGGAGACCCCGACCCAGUCCACUCUGACUCUGGGGGAGUGUGACCGCGUACUUCGACAGUUCUGCCCAGCAUGCUUUGGUGGAGAUGAGUUCGGACUGUCUUUGGACAACGGCGGCGACGCCAUGAUUGCCAUCGAUGGCAAUUUCAACCAUCGACAUAAUCGAGGAGUCAAGCAUUGUCCUAAGUUCUACGAGCCUGAACAUUUCCUGUCCAAGGACUACGUCGAUACAAUCGGCCAACGAAUGCGGGAGGCGAGAACGAAACCGAAGCGGGAAGUUACGACGAAAGUCCCUAAAGAAGCGGUCAAAGCAUGUCAGAAGUCUCACCAAGCAGGGAGUGGGUCGAAUGUCAAGACAUGUCUCGAGAAGUUCGAUGCCGGAGGAGUCAUGGCGGCUGUAUGCCGUCACGACAUACCAUUGUUCGCGGCAAACAUCGACACCGCGGGUGAACAACAGAAAUAUGCCGUUGCUCUUAUCGAGAAGAUUGCGAGUCUGAUGCCGCCCAACGCCACUUUGGUUGUUCUAUACGACGUCGGGUGCGUUCUCGAUCGAAGUACACAACUUCACCCGAUUAUGGCCUCCAGCCUCACCGGUCGUUUGAAGUUCGCUACGAGCGCCAUGCACGCGUACGCUCACCAAUGGGCAUGUCAACUCGGGUACAACCCCCGCUUGCAAAUCGGACUUGCAUUGAGCGACGGGGAGGGAGUGGAACGGAUAUGGUCGUUGCUCAGACGACUGAUAGCAAUACAACGCAACUGCUCGGCAGAAAAACGCAUUUGGCUACUCGAUCGACAACUACAUUACAUCAACAGAGCGUUCCGCGAUGAACUAGGAGAUAUCAUUCGGCGUCGGCUCACCAAAUCAGUUCCAAAGCAGGAAGCGGAAGCUUCCGCCAUCCUGGAAGAAAUUGAGAUUCUCAGGGACGAUCUCGAGAAACAAUGGCAAGACCAGAGAGCCACGGAGAUGUCAGUCAAUGCAGGGUCCAAGGCCACGGGGAAGAAAGAGAUUGAUGCAGUCAUCAAUGUCCAAGCGGAACUCAAGGCCAUGGAAAAAAACCUCAAAAUCGCGCGGAAGGUUCUGAAGAACAGCAAUACCAAGGCGGCGAAGGCGCAGGUGCAGAAAUUGGCAGCGAAGUCGGCAGAGAUGCAGGAAGCCGUGGACAACAUUUACGAGGCUCUCGACGUGGCCCAAGACCUCCCCGACCUCGAAGGCGUCAGUUUCGAAUACAUCCGCGAAUUACUCCUAUUGCGCGAUGUCAAGGCAAGCAUUCAGAAGCGAGCGGUUGGAAGCUUUUUCGAGAUCGACCGUCUUGAUCAAGCUGUUGGAGGACGAGACGCGACCAUAGGAACCAAAUUGCACCAAGCGACGCGCAAGUCCAUCCAGCGACGCAAGCCUGCGCUAAUGCGAGCGAUCCACAAGCACAACGAAAUAUGUACCAAGCUGGCGAAGCUCCAUAAGCGGAAAUGGAAGUUGCCUCUGCCCAAGCCCCUCCCGACAAAACUCGGUGACCUGCGCAAUUCCCCCGCACUUCUCGAGGACGUCUGGAUUACGCGUAUCAAUGGACCGAUGCCUGAAUGGCUAGAAAACCCCGAUGUGCGGCGAGGCAUACGCGCCCAUCUCAAGCUCAAACGGUGCUCCGAGGAACGAAUCCGAUUAGGGCGCGAAGCAGACAAUCUCUCCCGCUGGUAUGGGCGUGAAUCAACUGCAGUGGAGAUUGCCAUAGCUCUUCCAUCGAACUCUGACAUUCGGUUCAUCCUCUUACAGCAUCGAGCUCGAUUGGCCGCCAUUAAACAGCGCUGGAUCAAUGGCACGUCCACACCUAUCUGGGCAAAACACUCUACCGCCUUCUCCAAACCCAUUGUUGAAGGUGUCCUUGGACGUCCCGUACCACCUUCACCGAUCUUUUGGGUUCAUGAAGUAACGGCAGGUAUCGGCCCCAAUUCAGCCUCCCAGCCCGACGAGGACGACGCGCGCACCCUGGUUGGCGACGAGGAAGAUGAGGACGACGACGGUCUACCUUCUGAGACUCUCACCUCAGAGCACGUGCAGAUGACUGAGUGGCUCUCCUCCGAUGGAACAGAGGGCGAUGAAGACGAAGACGAGGAGCUGGAAAACGUCGUAGUGAAUUUGGAUUGGUCCAUCCCUGAGACUUUAAAGACGGGUCCUAGCAGUCUGCUGACAUUGCUUCCCGACGAGAGCAUGUCAUCAGACACGCCUCCGACACCACAAAGCCGAUAUCUGGUGGUCGCAGCUAAUCCGCGGAAUGUGCUACAUGAGUUUGAGUUUUCCGACAUUAACAUCUUGCAUUCACCUGAAGAACGACUCAACGAUGUGUGUAUGAACUCGGGCGGAGCCCUACUCCAGCAACAUCUCAAGGCCCACGGGAUAGCCGACAACUGCGCCCUGCUUUCUACGUUCACCCUGGUCCUCAUCCGCCACCAUAGCUCGUCCGAUGAUAUUUGGAGGCUUGUUCGACGUUCGGAGUAUUGGAAGAAGGACGUAUGGAUCCUCCCCAUUCACAGGACCUAUCCCGACGAGCACUGGGUCGUGGCCGUCUUGUAUCCAAAGAACGGGGAGGUAUAUGUCUUCGACAGUCUCGGGGCGCGAAAGCCUUGGAAAGGGGAUCUCAAGGAAGUCGCUGUACUCAUUGCGUCGCUGAACCAUCUAGCCACUAAGCAUGGACAUUCGUUGGGCUACAGGAUGUCUACCGAGUGGACCGCCCGUCCCAUGUCGGUAGUCUCGCGACAAACCACUACCCACAGCUGCGGUUUAUGGGUCUUGUCUGUCAUAGUGAGCCUUUUCAAAGGGUUCCACAUGGCGGACAUUGGAGAAGCAGAUAUUACAGUUUUUCGGCGACAACUUUAUCUUCUUAUUAACCAGCUCCCGUCGCAAGCACCCCCUCGUAAACAGUAG